AUGCGUUUUGCUGUGAAGGAGCGUACGGAGAGUCGUCACAUUGGGUUUGGGAAGGUGAUCCUCUUCGGGGAGCACUUCGUCGUGUACGGGGCGGAGGCGAUCGUCGCCGGCAUCGUCGAGUACACAUCGUGUGCGUUGGAGCUGCAGCGGGGCCGGCCGGGGCUGCGGGUGGUGGACGAGCGGCCGGCCGUGCGGGGGUACAUCCCGGCGAAGGCAGCGGAGCAGCGGCGGGCCCACCAACUCGUCCUCUCGCAUCUCCACAUCGACACUUCCACCGACGGGCUGCGGGUUCACCUCGCCGGCCCACUCGUCCCCAGCAGCGGCAUCGGCGCCUCUGCCAGCGACGUUGUCUCACUCGCACGGGCACUCAGCGAGAUGUACGCACUGCAUCUCAACAACGAGGAAGUGAAUAACGCCGCCUUUGUUGGAGAGGGUGGCUACCAUGGCACUCCAAGCGGCGUCGAUAACACCGCAGCCACAUACGGUGGUCUCAUCUCUUACAGGCGCAGCGGCGGAAAGUCCAUCUUCAGCAGACUUGCCCUUAACAACACCCUAUAUCUCGUGGUGUGUAGUACGGGCAUCACCGCUAGCACCAUAGAAGUUGUGAAAGACGUCAAACGGCGCAAGGCGGCGGACCCAGCGUGGUUUAACGCACUGCUGGAGCGAUACAACGCGUGCGUCACCGCGGCGAGGGAAGCUAUGAUGCGUGGCGACCUCCAACAAGUGGGGAAGUUAAUGAACGAGAACCACACACUCUGCCAACAGUUAACGGUGUCGUGUGCCGAGCUGGACACCAUUGUCGAUUACUGCCGUGAGAAGGGCGCCUUGGGGGCAAAAAUGUCCGGUACGGGGCGUGGUGGUCUUGUCGUCGCUCUGGCAGCCGACGAGGCCCAGCGUGAUCGCAUCGCUGAUGAUUUGGCAAAGAACUGCCCUGCUACAAAAUAUGUGUGGAAGUACAGCGUGCUGCCAAUGGGGUCAAAGUUGUAG
Trypanosoma theileri is the source of this 987-nucleotide messenger RNA. RefSeq names its product putative mevalonate kinase. Gene Ontology annotation, molecular function: mevalonate kinase activity; ATP binding. The transcript has a single exon. The record is from RefSeq and is a predicted model, not a curated record. The coding region runs from base 1 to 987 and encodes 328 amino acids. Gene Ontology annotation, cellular component: cytoplasm. Gene Ontology annotation, biological process: isoprenoid biosynthetic process. Lineage: Eukaryota; Euglenozoa; Kinetoplastea; Trypanosomatida; Trypanosomatidae.